UCACCUGCCGAUCCCAAUCGCCUGAUCGUCGUCGGUCAGACAGACGCCGAACCGAGACCGAGAGUGCAAAGGGGCCAAACCUUCCACCUUCCCAUUCCACGCACAGACUUUUCCCCAGCUGCGCCCGCCCCAACUACCUCGCGCGCGCGGCAGGUCGUGCGAUGGACGACGCCACGGUCGCAUCGCGGCAGCGCCAGCAGCAGCAGCCGGCCUCGCCGGCGACGACGACGAAGGAUUCCAGGGACAUGAUGGCGGAGCUGGACGCGCCGCUGCACGCCCUCGGGUUCGAGAUGGAGGAGCUCUCCCCGUCGCGGCUCACCGGCCGCCUCCCCGUCACUCGCAUCUGCUGCCAGCCGUUCAAGGUGCUGCACGGCGGCGUGUCGGCGCUGGUGGCGGAGGCGCUGGCGAGCAUGGGCGCGCACAUGGCGUCCGGGUACAGCCGCGUCGCCGGCGUGCAGCUCAGCAUCAACCACUUCCGCAGCGCCGCCCUCGGCGACACCGUCCUCGCGCAGGCCGUCCCCGUCCACGUCGGACGCUCCACACAGGUUUGGGAGGUAAAGCUCUGGAAGAUGGAUGCAUCCACAGGAGAGAAGGGGCCUCAGAUCGCCGAAUCCAGAGUCACCCUGCUGUCUAACCUGCCGUUGUCGGAGAAGCACAAGACGGCAGGAGAUGCUCUAAAGAAAUAUGCAUCAAAACUGUAGAAAAGAACCUUCAAACUGAUGAAAACCUUGCAUCUCGCAGGUUUCACGGAUCUGAUGGAUGUUGCAAAAGCAUUGCCUAUAAUACUAUUUCUUAUACCACCAAUUUCUUGUUCUGUGCUAUGUAUGUACCAUGCAUGUGUCCCGUUGGAGCCUUCAUCGCACUACACAGCAAAAUAGAAGACCUUUCCUGUUGAACAUACAUACUGUAUGACUUAAUGCCAUCGUCAGUUGCAAUAACAGGCGGUCAACUUCGUUGUAUAAAGGUGAAAAAUAGUUGUAAAGGUGAGUAAUGCAAAGGUACUUGGAAGAUGUUUGUCUCCCCGAAA
This is a messenger RNA of Sorghum bicolor (sorghum), 1027 nucleotides long. RefSeq names its product 1,4-dihydroxy-2-naphthoyl-CoA thioesterase 1. Lineage: Eukaryota; Viridiplantae; Streptophyta; Magnoliopsida; Poales; Poaceae. The transcript is spliced from 3 exons. Bases 162 to 701 code for a protein of 179 amino acids. Gene Ontology annotation, molecular function: 1,4-dihydroxy-2-naphthoyl-CoA thioesterase activity. The record is from RefSeq and is a predicted model, not a curated record. Gene Ontology annotation, biological process: phylloquinone biosynthetic process. Gene Ontology annotation, cellular component: peroxisome.